GGCACCAAGGACUCACCUCAGUUGAGUACGGUUACUGUUGGGAGUCGAUUGGGGUUCCCUGUAUCUCCUCUGCAUUAUUCACUAUGUUUCACAGGGAUGGCGUUGCUUCAGUUCCCCUGUUUGUUGUUCUGUGGAUUACAAUAUGCUGGAGCUGUGUAAGUGUAACCGCUGCCCGCAAACAAGACGAAGCUUUCCCCACAAACAGCAUUUCCCGAGCUCGUUGCACUUCGCGAUGCCUCAGCCUGCACAUCACGCGCAUCUCGGCUUUCUUCAAGCAUUCACAGAAUAAUGGAUCCCUUACAUGGUGUCAGAAUCACAAGCAGUGUUCUAAGUGCCUGGAGCCCUGCAAAGAGUCCUGGGAUCUGAAGGCGAAUCACUGCCAGAAUUUGUGUGAGCCCCUUUUCCCUAAGAAGCACUAUGAAUGCCUGACUAGCUGUGAAUUCCUCAAAUCCAUCAUGUCAGAAAAACAAGGCGAUUGCCCUGCUCCAGAAAAGGCCACUGGUUUUGCAGCUGCCUGUGUUGAAAGCUGUGAAGUUGACAAUGAAUGCUCUACAGUAAAAAAGUGUUGUCCAAACGGAUGUGGUUACACCUGCCAGAUGCCAAAAAAUCUGUAUAAAGGUGUUCCUCUGAAACCCAGGAAAGAGCUAAGCUUCACAGAAGUUCGUUCAAGAGAGAUGGAAAUUAAAUGGUCAUCAAAGUUCAAUAUUUCCGUGGAACCUGUCAUUUACGUUGUACAGAAACGUUGGAAUUAUGGAAUUCAUCCCAGUGAAGAUGAUGCAACUAACUGGCAAACUGUUGCACAGACUACAGAAGAGAGAGUUGUGCUGUCAGACAUCAGGCCAAGCAGAUGGUACCAAUUCCGAAUUGCUGCAGUUAAUGUUCAUGGAACGAGAGGCUUCACAGCACCCAGUAAACAUUUUCGCUCUUCGAAAGAUCCUUCACCUCCGCUUGCACCAAAUAACCUGCGGAUUGUCAGCUCCACAAUGCAACCUGAUGGCACCAUGUCUGUUAAAGUCACAUGGGAUCUUCCAGAGGAACCGGAUAUCCCAAUCCAUCAUUAUAAGGUGUUCUGGAGCUGGACUGUGAAUGGCAAGUCACUUGUUGUGCCUUUGAAAAAGAAAAGGAGGAAGACCAGCAGCGGACAACAGAAAUAUGUGGUCCUGGAGGGUCUUCAGCCCAAUAGCAGUUACAUGUUGGAGAUCCAGGCUGUGACGUAUUGGGGACAAGUACGUCUAAAGAGUGCUAAGGUGUCACUCUAUUUCCAUACGACAUGGACAGCUGAUAACAAAGAGCAAGUUUUACCAAAUCCAAGAUCUAAAAGUGUUGACUUGAAUUCUCUUCCCUCACAAGAAAGAAAACAUUCUUCAAAUCAAAUUGAAAUUGGUGUUCCUUUCUACCAAGACAACCAACUUCAGGUGAAAAUCUACUGGAAGAAGACAGAAGAUCCUACAGUGGGACGAUACCAUGUUCAGUGGUUGCUGGAUCAUUGCACUCACAAUGCAACUAUGAGCCCGGAAAAAGCUGUAACACAUGAAAACUACAUGAUUCUCCAAGGUCUGCUGUUUUCUUGUAAAUACAAAGUAACAGUUCAUCCAGUGAGAUCCAAAGGGCUUUCAAAAUCUGAAGCAUCAUUUACCACACCAUCUUGCUCGGCUAUUAAAGGAAAGAGCCACAAGCAUAUUAACUGCCCUGGUGAAGGAGGAGCACCUAUUGUGAAAGUUGUUGUGAAACCAGAAAACCUCUCAGCAUCCUUCAGUGUUCAGGAAAGAAAUAUUACAGGACACUUUUUUUGGAAGGUCUCAAAGACAAAUCUACUACAGCCAAUAACAGGUUUCCAGGUAACUUGGGCUGAAGUUACUACUGAAAGCCGACAGAAUAGUUUGCCAAACAGUAUUAUUUCACAGUCCCAGAUAUUACCACCGGAUCACUAUAAGCUGACAGUGUCUAGUAUGCGACCAUCCACAUUAUAUAGACUGGAAGUCCAAGUAAUGACAGCUGCAGGGGAAGGACCAGCCACAGUGAAAUCAUUCCGAACACCUGAACUGCCUUCAGUAUUUUCAAGCAGACCUCAUCUAAGGCAGCACCAUUCACAUCACCGUAAAGCAUCUCCAGAAAAACAUUAACUCAAAGACUAAGAAUCAACUACUAUCGAUUACUAGCUGCAAUCCCACAGACGACGAGGACUAGGUUGCUUGCAGAAUUUCUGCAUAUGGAAGAUACAGUCUAGACUUCUGCCUCUUUUUUUUUUUUAACUUGCUGCUCUGUAUUUUAAUCUGAAAAAGAAAACAUAUUCUUCUUGCCUCAUCACCUUUACUACAUUGCAGGUAGCAGAAGUUCUGAGGAGCGAGAAUAACUGUAUCACCUUAUGGAUCAAACUUGUACUAACUCCAUUCUUUGUAGACAAUACAACAUUAGUUCUUAAUGCCCAGAAUGUGACAGUGACAGAAAAAAAUUAUAUUGAAUGCGGUGCAAACACAUUUGUUGAAAUUCAGCUAUCUCUACUUGCAGCGGAAACAUUUGAAAUCAAGGAGAUCUAAGAACUCUUGCACAACUACAAUUAGAGACACAGAGGAAAACUCAUUCCACAGUCAGCCUGUGCAUUUAGCUUUUUCAUAUUGUUUUGAAAAUGUACUUAGCAUAAUAAAUUAUUUUGUUUGAUUAUUGUUGUAGAUUUCAAAAUAAUUUUUGAUUAUUUACCAAAUUAAGAACAAUUAUAUUACGUGCAUUCUUCAGGAGAGUUGCACCCUUUUUAUAGUUAGGAGCAAUAUUAUGACUUCACUUGACUUCCAUUGUUCAAACAUAGAGAAUAUUUUAUGUUGCAGGAUAUCAGGAGUGAAAAUUUCAAGUGGAAUUGUUCUCGGUUAUAAACAAAUGGGCAUUGUAAUUAUAUAGUCAACACUUACUUGCAUCCAGUGUUGUUGAGUAGCUUCUGAUUCCUGUCCCAAGAACAUACUGUGCAAUCCACAGACAUUUGUAGGCAAGUAGAGAAUAGAAAUAGAUUUUGCACACACCACAUAUGCACACAUAUGGACAAUUAAGAGUUACCAGUCCAUCUAUGGCAUGCAUUUGGGAUGUGACUGGAAACCAAAGUUCUCAAAGAAAAUACAUGUGACCACAGGUAAGACAUGGAGAAUUUUCAUAGAAAGAAUCCAACCAAGGACCAGACAAGAGAACUUUUUUGAGUUGGCGAUGCUACUCACUUCAGGUAAACAAAAAACAGAUCAGUAGUAAACUGCAAGAUCUGCUGCACAAAAUUUUGUCAUUUUAUGUUGGGACACAGUGAAAGACAUCAGCAGGAAUUAUUUAAUUAAUACUCUGGAUUAAACUGUUAUUUUAACUCCUACUACAGAACAUUUACUCAUAUAGUAUAUAACCAUUGUAUUUAUCUGACACUAUAGAUACAGCUACACAUUAAGAGCCCAUAUAGAUGCAUCUGAGUCUCCAGUGACAUGUUAUUCUCCUUUCUGAAUUUGGCCCACACUGAAUGUACAUUUAACGUUCAUUCUGUUUUUUUUUUUUUAGAUAUUUUUCAAAAAAAUAUUACUUAAGUAUUAAAGUUUAAUUAACAGUUAAUUAUAGGACCCUUGGUAUAUUAAACUUUCAGCAAUUCAGAAGUAGUUGAGAAAUAUGUAUAUUUAUUGUUAAAAUAGCAGUACGUUUUAUGAUUGUAUUUCCAAUUGUUUUAGUGGAACUAAAAUGUGUCACAUUUACUACCUACAUAUCAGGUAUAAACAGGCCUAACCAGUAGUUAUUUAAAGUUUAAGUAAAAAGAAAUUCCAAACUGAGUUAAUGCUUUAGAAAAAAUGCAGUAGUAUUAUCAGUGUGCAGUCUAACCAUUAUCUUUAUUUUAAUAUUGGAAAAGAAGAAAAUAAAUAAUUUGAUUUUGAUCUCACGA
Molecule: messenger RNA, 3895 nt
Organism: Protopterus annectens (West African lungfish)
Lineage: Eukaryota; Metazoa; Chordata; Ceratodontiformes; Protopteridae
Gene: ANOS1
Product: anosmin 1
Exons: 14
Coding region: 84-2123 (679 amino acids)
Biological process (GO): neuron differentiation
Cellular component (GO): extracellular region; cell surface
Molecular function (GO): protein binding; peptidase inhibitor activity
Source: RefSeq, a predicted model, not a curated record